GGCAGCCACGGUGAACCCAUACAAGCAGCGGUAGCUUUGGGUCGUCGAGACGUGGUGGAAUUCUUCCUUGACAAAGAAGUGGACCCAAACAUGAUGGUUUGGCAAACAUAUACAGCAUACGGCACCCCUUUGAUGACAGCUUCAGCUCAUGGCCAGACAGAAAUUAUUGAGUUACUGCUCGAGCGUGGUGCAGAGGUCAAUGCCAUUUGGUCCAUGCCACGCCUUCAUCUCGGACGAUGGCGUUUUAACGCGAUAGGUCCGGCACUUGAAGAAGCAUCAGGAAAUGGACACCCUGAAACCGUCAAACUUCUCCUUAGCUAUGGAACCGAUUUGAGUUUUCCUCUACGUGGCGAGGACUUUAGAUUUGCACUGUGGAGAGCAGUAGCUGAAGGACACGAGGAGAUAGUGCGGCUGCUUCUUAAUAUAGGCGCCGACCCGAAUUCUUCAGAUGAGACUCAAAUGCCAGCACUAUACGCAGCAAUUAUUGUGGGUAGUGAGAAGAUCGUUCAGCUUCUUCUGGACGCGGGGGCGGAUAUUCACGCUCGGUUCCGGGGGGAAUCGGCACUCUCAGCGGCGGCAGCAGGCAACCACCUUGAAGUCGUCGAGUCAAUCCUCGAC
Colletotrichum acutatum is the source of this 618-nucleotide messenger RNA. Its product is annotated as ankyrin repeat-containing domain protein. The transcript is spliced from 3 exons. The record is from RefSeq and is a predicted model, not a curated record. NCBI's taxonomy places the organism in Eukaryota, Fungi, Ascomycota, Sordariomycetes, Glomerellales, Glomerellaceae. The annotation marks the transcript as partial. Gene Ontology annotation, molecular function: protein binding.